UUGGGUUACUAGAGGAACUCGUGCAAUUUUCCUUGACUUAACUGUCUAUAAUGCAAAUAUUGAUGCAUUCUUAACUAUGAAGCUUGUUUUUGAGAUACCACCAACAGGAGGAAUCAUUACAUCCUCCUUCUACAGUAUAGUGAAGCUCCAUCAUUAUGUGACCAAAUUUGACUCCAUGGUCGCAUUCUUUGAAUGCACGUUCAUAGCAUUCAUAUUUUUCUACACCAUAGCAGAGACAGUGAAAAUUGUGGUCUUAAAGCGCAAAUACCGACACUCAAUAUGGAAUUUCUUUGAUCUGGCCAUUCUUGUGUUGGCCUAUGUUGUUAUAUGCUUCAGAAUCUAUAGCUAUGUGGCUAUUGAACCACAAAUAGUUCAGCUUAUUGCUGAGGAGAAGUCUGCAAACUUUGACUCCGUUGUUUCCUAUCAACUCAUGUACAACAAUGUAAUUGCUUUUCUGGCAGCUCUAACAUGGUUAAAAAUUUUCAAAUACACCCGUUUCAACAAAACCAUGUCCCAAUUCAGCAUGACGUUUGCCAAGUGCUACAAGCAGAUUGUUGCAUUUUCAAUUAUGUUCUUCAUUGUUUUUGCCACAUUCGCUCAGCUGGGAUACCUACUGUUUGGAAAACAGGUUGAAGAUUUCCGAGCACUUCUGACAACUGUCUCAACACUUGCAAGAGCUACUAUUGGAGAUUUUGACUUAAACGCAGUUGAAGUAGACCAUCCCAUUCUUGCACGAUUAUUUUACAUUUCAUAUCUCUUCGUGGUAUUCUUUAUAAUGAUGAACAUGUUCCUGGCAAUCGUUACCGAUGCAUAUGCAUUCGUGAGAUGUGAAGAAGCAAUGAAGGAUUCAUUUAAAAAGUCACACUUUAAGAAUGAUUUGGAAAAAUUGAUGUCAAAACUUGGA
Zootermopsis nevadensis is the source of this 904-nucleotide messenger RNA. The record is from RefSeq and is a predicted model, not a curated record. NCBI's taxonomy places the organism in Eukaryota, Metazoa, Arthropoda, Insecta, Blattodea, Termopsidae.